Plasmopara halstedii is the source of this 1563-nucleotide messenger RNA. RefSeq names its product nak bike protein kinase. Gene Ontology annotation, cellular component: cytoplasm. The transcript is spliced from 2 exons. Gene Ontology annotation, molecular function: protein serine/threonine kinase activity; ATP binding. Bases 1 to 1563 code for a protein of 520 amino acids. The record is from RefSeq and is a predicted model, not a curated record. Gene Ontology annotation, biological process: protein phosphorylation. NCBI's taxonomy places the organism in Eukaryota, Oomycota, Peronosporomycetes, Peronosporales, Peronosporaceae.
AUGGGAAACGUACAACAACAAGUGGGUAAGCGCAUGGUCAUUGGACGUUUUGAAGUAGAAGCCGUGCAGUAUCUUGGUGAAGGAGGAUCUUCGUUUAUUUUUUUAGUUAAAGACGUACGAGCACCGCCAACAGCAAAGCCGCUUGUGCUCAAGCGUCUCGUAGCACAUAAUGAACAAACAGCAGAAUGGAUUGCAAGUGAAGUGCGUUUGCAUCAGCGUUUGAAUCAUCCACAAGUGGUACAAUUUGUGGCAUCUCAAACUAACAAGCCUCGUGGUGACAAGAGCGAAGUUUUUAUUCUCAUGGAGUAUUGUCCUGGAGGGCACUUGCAAGAAAAUAUGCUCAAAAUGGGCACCAAACGCUUUGCUCAACAUGAGUUACUGCGUACCUUUAAAAGCCUUUGCGAACCUGUUGCAGUGCUACACGCUCAGAAGCCUCCUAUAGCACAUCGAGAUCUUAAAUUAGAGAAUUUUUUACUGGAUAAAGAAGGUGUAUACAAGUUAUGCGACUUUGGAUCAUGUGUUGUGGGCCCCCAAUCGCUGGCUACCAAGGCAGACCGUAUGCGUGAAUUGGAUAAUGUGUCCAAGCGCACUACUGCCAUGUAUCGCUCGCCCGAGCUGGCCGAUGUAGAAGGUACUGCCAUGUUUGGCUCGGGAGAACUUACAGAGGCAGUUGAUGUCUGGGCCAUGGGCUGUAUACUUUAUAGCAUGGCAUUUUUCAAGUCACCAUUUCCUUUAGAAGGACUGCGUACAGAUCGCUAUACCAUACCAUCGAAUUCUCCGUACUCACCAGAUGUACACGCAAUCAUUGCACGCAUGCUGACUGCUGAUGUUGAGAAACGCGCUACGAUUGAGCACAUUAUGGAUUGUAUUGAUGAAGUCAUUUGUGGCCGACCACUUCCAUUGCUGGCAGGUCCAUCUCCGAAGAAAAGUGAAAAGAGCAAGAGUGACGUAGCAACGCCAGGAUUGAUACCAUCAAAUAAAAAGACGGAAUCGAGAAAGGAAAGUAUAGCAAGCAAUGUCUCCGAUGGAGUUGAUUUGCUUAAUAUGGACUUCAAUCCGACUAUCUCGAGCAAUAAAGCCACCGAUUCAAAAUUGACAACCACCAAUACGCUUGAUACGACGUGGGCUACUGCUGAUAACUUUGCUAACUUUGCGAGUUUUCCAUCACCAACUGGAUCCAGUCAGACCAGCAACUCAGUUUUUGCUUCUGGAUCAGCGACAUGUGAUCCGUUCGCUAUGCCAUCGACUACGAAUGGGCAAGCCGCCACUUCAACUUCUUCGACUAGUGUCUUUGACUUUGAUGCAUCUCCAGCCUCAGUAUCUGCGCCAGUCUCAAGCAUGAAAUCUCAUGCACCGGAAAUAGAUCCAUUUGCAGAAAUUGACGCUCCACCUCCAGCUUUACUCUACGGUGGGAUGCCAGGACAGCGCAUGGGACAGCAACAAAUGGGUCAAUUUGUGGGUCAGCCUCAAAUGGGCUUUCAGCAGCCGCAACAAAUGCCAUCGCAUAUGUGGGGUGGGCCAGCCAAAGCAAACCAGGGAUACCAUUCGUCGAAUCCAUUUUGA